CAGCAACGCGCGACGAUCAACGCAAACAAAUCAGAGAUCGGUAUAUCCAAGACAUUCCAAAUGGGAACUAGAAGAGUUUACUUUCUUGCCCAUGGCAGGGUUCAAGGUGUUUUCUACCGAAAGUUCACAGCCAACCGAGCCCAAGAGCUCAACCUAACAGGCUGGGUUCGUAACCGAUCCGACGAAAAGGUCGAAGGAGAAGCCCAAGGAGACGAAACCUCUGUUGUCCAGCUCAUAAAGGACUUGAAGAAGGGACCGACACACGCGCUUGUUUCCAAGCUCGAUGUGGAGGAUAGAGAGUUGGUGGAUGGGGAGUCGGGGUUUCAGGUUAGAAGGGGCUGAUCUGAUGUUUUGAUGAGGAGGAGGAGGGGUGAUGGCAGUGUCGGAUGUUGGGGAGGUGGUGGCCUGGAAGCUGUCUUGGAGUUAAACUCUGUGAUAAAUUGAAAGGUAUAACAGCA
Messenger RNA from Neurospora tetrasperma FGSC 2508, 458 nucleotides. RefSeq lists its product as uncharacterized. The record is from RefSeq and is a predicted model, not a curated record. Lineage: Eukaryota; Fungi; Ascomycota; Sordariomycetes; Sordariales; Sordariaceae. Gene Ontology annotation, molecular function: acylphosphatase activity. Bases 61 to 342 code for a protein of 93 amino acids. The transcript has 5 exons.